UACGAUACCUCCAUGGAUCAUCUAUGUUUCACGCUGUUUCGUGGUCCGAAACGGAUCAGGAUGAAAGCUGAGGACAUGACCGUGGACAAAAUCUCAAGGAUUUUUCAGGUUGCUCCGGAGUCUGUUUACUUAACAGAUGAUGUCAAUGAAGCCAUAUUUCCCCUAGUCUCUGGGGAAAUCCCAGGCACCUCCCUGAUUGCAUUGGGGCACUACGAGGUGCAAGGCCUGGAGAGGGCGAGCUCCAACAGCACACCUCUCGGCCCUACUCCUUCCUUCUCCUUCUCCCCCUCCUCUUCCUCUUCACCUACCCCUUUCUCCUUCUCUGCCUCUACCUCUGCCUCUGGCCCAAGGACCCUGCCACCACCAAGGGCGGGCCAUUUUGGCAGCAGGAGUUUCCAGCGGUCCAUCAACGUGGGGGAAAUUUCAGGGAGUCGGCUUGUGACGUCCAAGACCUUGGUGGUCCGCUUCAGUGAGGGUGAGGCGAAUGUCAGUGAUAUGACCGCCAAGGUCAAGGACGCCAUGGGCCGCUCCCUGGAAGAGGGACCCAUUGUCCUGACGGACAGCCAGGGCAAUGCCCUUCAAGAUACGGAAGGCACAAGAACAUCCCAGUACUGGCGGCAAAACAGCCGACAAAUUUUCGCCCUGACGGAGGAGGAGAUGGAGGACCUGCAGGACGCCAGGAGGGCCAAAGUUAGUAGGAGAGAGGAUCCCCAUGGGGCACUGUUGGGAAGAGCGGAGGAGGUGAAGGUGGCAGGAGAAGGCCUGGAAAAUAUCGCAAAGGCGAUGAGGCACCUAUCCGAGGUGGCCAGCGCGCACCUCCAGAGGCCCAGCUUGCAGCCCGCCAAGGAGGCCAUGACAUGCCUCGUUUGCAAAGCAAUCUUCGUGGAGCCACAGUUUGCGGCAUGUUGUGGGUCCUUGGUGGGCUGCAAGUUGUGCGUGGAGACGUGGUGUGCCAACUCGGAUACGUGCCUCAAAUGCCGGGCCGAGGGGUUUGCGGCAAACCUCUAUGCCGUUCGAGGGUUGGCUGCAGCGGCGGAUUUUUUCAGUGAAUUUGAGGUGCCAGAGUGA
This is a messenger RNA of Engraulis encrasicolus (European anchovy), 1068 nucleotides long. RefSeq lists its product as uncharacterized. NCBI's taxonomy places the organism in Eukaryota, Metazoa, Chordata, Actinopteri, Clupeiformes, Engraulidae. The transcript has 6 exons. Bases 13 to 1068 code for a protein of 351 amino acids. The record is from RefSeq and is a predicted model, not a curated record.